CACAAACAUGUGCAGGACCAAUUUGACCACAACAGAACAUGGACGCCUUCGUGUUGAGAAAGAGGAAGCGGGUUGAAGCACCGCAAAAGCCCGCACCGCCACUGUCUACAGCUUUUCAGCACGUCUCAACACCAGAACAGGAAGAAGAAUCUACAGAUUUCAAAUUGGCUAUAUUGGCUUCACUGCACCCGGUUGCCGACGAGGCAACGUUACUUGAGGCAUUGCUGGCUUCGGAUGGGUCUGUCGAGAAAGCAUCUACUUGCCUCACACAGAGCACACUUGCAUCUCCAAGAAAACGAAGUGCGAACGCUGCUACUGGAUAUCAAUCGUCACUAUCAUGUUUUCGUUUAAAUCCCGAUGAUAGUGGACUUUCAAAAAAGCCUUUGGUCAAGAAAGGCAAGACCCUCUUCCUGUUCAGUCCCGAAGACAUCGAGCAGAAUACACCAUGCUCCAUCAUCCAUAACUUUCUGCCGCCCCAGCAAGCAACUUCGUUAUUAAAGCAACUGCUCGAGGAGACGCCAACGUAUCAGAGUCUCGAGUUCAAGCUGUUCGAUCGCGUGGUGACCAGCCCUCAUACGUUCUGCUUCUACGUCAAUUCUUUUGCCGAAGCCGAGGAGCAGAAGACAGAGUACAUCUAUGAUGGUCGCAAAAUCGAGAGUGUCCAGCAAACUCUACCAGAGAUGCUCAACGCAGCCCCCCAGGUCGAAGAAGCAGUCAACCGCGAAAUACAACGUCGGAUCCGAGACUUCUAUCCCAACGGCGAGAAGCUAAAAUACCAAUCUCACCAGCCCUGGAAAGCCAACACAGCAUUCGUAAACUGCUACGACGGCCCACAGGAGCAUGUUGGCUACCACGCCGACCAAUUGACGUAUAUUGGCCCACGCGCUGUCAUCGGCAGCCUGAGCCUUGGAGUCGCGCGCGAAUUCCGCGUCCGCAAGAUCCAUGCCGAAGACGACAAGUACCGCAAAGACGACGGCUCUCUAGCAGACGCCCAAGGGCAGAUCUCCAUUCACUUGCCGCACAAUUCGCUACUGAUCAUGCAUGCCGAGAUGCAGGAAGAAUGGAAACACUCCAUUGCCCCUGCACAAGCUAUUGACCCGCACCCUUUGGCAAAGAACAAGCGGCUCAAUAUCACCUACCGGUUCUACAAGGACAGCCUGCACCCGCGGUACACGCCCAAGUGUAAAUGCGGCGUAUCCACUGUGCUGCGCUGCGCUACAAGGAAGAAAGAGUCUCGGGGCCGGUACAUGUGGAUGUGCCACACAAACUACAUCCCGGGACAAGACGGAUGCUCGUUCUUCCAGUGGGCCGAGUUUGAUGACGAUGGAGAGCCACCCUGGGCCAUGACGGCAAGGGCUGAUCGCGAGAGACCGGUCAAAGAGCAACAGGCUUCAGCGGACGGCGAGAAGACUGCAGUGGUCACAUGAGACUACUGUGACUUUGAAGUACCGAAUCGAGCUCAAUGCAACAUUCAAUACCCACUCGGACAUCAUAGAAUCCUUAGGUGCUUCGCACCACGCGA
Boeremia exigua is the source of this 1522-nucleotide messenger RNA. RefSeq lists its product as uncharacterized. The coding region runs from base 39 to 1427 and encodes 462 amino acids. The record is from RefSeq and is a predicted model, not a curated record. Gene Ontology annotation, molecular function: zinc ion binding; dioxygenase activity. The transcript has 2 exons. NCBI's taxonomy places the organism in Eukaryota, Fungi, Ascomycota, Dothideomycetes, Pleosporales, Didymellaceae. Gene Ontology annotation, cellular component: nucleus. Gene Ontology annotation, biological process: DNA repair; DNA alkylation repair.